Molecule: messenger RNA, 987 nt
Organism: Akanthomyces muscarius
Lineage: Eukaryota; Fungi; Ascomycota; Sordariomycetes; Hypocreales; Cordycipitaceae
Exons: 2
Coding region: 1-987 (328 amino acids)
Source: RefSeq, a predicted model, not a curated record
AUGGAUCUGUCCGAGGAUGGCAAACCCCGGCUUCAGCUGCCAGCCAGCUGUGAGCCACCUCAAGACAAAAGGAAGCCCCUUGUUUGGAUUGUUUUCGGCGGUACUGGGCACAUGGGCCGGUCCGUUGUCAAGUGUGCGCUGUCCAAGGGCGACUAUGUUGUGUCGAUUGGCAGAGUGUUUGAAUCCACUCCCGAAGAGAUGGCCAACAUCCAUGAGCAUUGCCUCGGCGAACUGUGCGAUGUGAGAUCGCGCGAAUCGGUUUCAAAGGUGGUCAAGCGCGCGCUUGAUCAUUUUGGCCACGUGGACGUCGUCGCAAACUGUUCAGGCUAUGGUGUCAUCGGCUCAUGCGAGGACCAAGAUGAGCACGAUCUUCGGAACCAGUUCGAGACCAACUUUAUGGGGACUCUACACAUUAUCAAUGCGACCCUUCCUUACUUUAGAAGGCAGAGCAACGGCAGAUAUCUCAUCUUCAGCUCCACGUCGGGUGCGCUUGGCGUUCCUGGACUUGGUCCGUAUUGCGCGACCAAGUACGCCGUCGAGGGUCUCAUCGAAGCGAUGCUCUAUGAGACAGACAUGUUCAACAUAAAAGCAACCCUGAUCGAACCAGGCUUCGUACGUCGAGACGAGCCCAUGACGAACGAUUCAGACAGUCCUCUGCCUAGUUUUGGCCAUUUCUUCAUCAAACCUGCUAGCGAGGGUUAUUCCGACGCCACGGCUCCCGCCCUACAUGCCAAGCGAAUGGUUCAGUGGCUCGGGGAUCGACAGCCAACGAGCGCAGUCAAGUGUGCCGAGCUUGUAUGGCAGCUCGCUCACUGCUCGUAUCCGCCGCUUCGCCUGCUGUUAGGCAGCUAUGCUAUCGAGAGUAUACGCGACAGAAUGCGCUCCGUCACGGAGGAGCUGGAGGAUUGGAAACAUUUGAACUUUGCUUCUCCGACUGGCGAGAAGGAUGAAGAAAAUAAAGAUGGCGCUAUGGAUACCAGCUCUUGA